GGUUGUUUACUUAUCUGACUAGAAUUCUAACAUCAAACGACAUAUCACAUUAAAGUGAACACAGAUACUGAACAGAGACGAGACAAAAGCCAAGUGGUUGCUUCUCUUGUUACAACAAUCAUCUCUCUUGAACAAAACCUCAAGUCCCAGGUUUGAUUGUGUUCAAGUGUUGGGAUCUUAGGUUAUGAUGAAUUAGAGGAGUGUUUUAUGUUUUGCCGGUAUAUAAAGAUGUUAUCUUCACCUUUCAUGGGAUCAAGUACUGGGGUUUUCAGGACAAAAUGUAUUGCAAUUUUAUGGAGCAUGGUAUAGAGUACGCGAAACAGGCAGUCAAGGAGGAUAAUGCUGGAAACUAUAGGAAAGCUUUCCAGCUUUAUAUGAAUGCAUUGGAGUAUUUUCAAGCACAACUGAAGUAUGAGAAAAAUCCACAGGUUGAGAAAACAAUUAGGCAAAAAUGUAUGGGGUAUCUAAGAAGGGCGGAGGAGAUCCGAUCUGUUCUUGAUAAUGGUAGGAGUAUGCCAGCGUCAAAUGGUGAUGCAUCGGUUGCUGCACGGCCCAAGACUAGUCCAAAACCAAAGGAUGGAGGUAGGAAGGGCAAGGAGGAUCCAGAGCUAGCGAAGCUUAAGGAAGGGCUUGAUUCUGUUAUCAUCAGGGAGAAGCCAAAUGUGAAGUGGAGUGAUGUGGCUGGUCUUGAGAAUGCCAAACUGGCAUUGCAGGAAGCUGUUAUAUUGCCUGUUAAGUUCCCACAGUUUUUCACUGGGAAGAGAAAACCAUGGAGGGCAUUUUUGUUAUAUGGUCCACCUGGUACAGGGAAGUCAUACUUGGCAAAGGCUGUUGCAACAGAAGCUGACUCAACUUUCUUCAGUGUUUCUUCCUCAGACCUGGUUUCCAAAUGGAUGGGUGAAAGUGAGAAGCUAGUUUCAAAUCUUUUCCAAAUGGCUCGUGAUAAUGCACCUUCCAUCAUUUUCAUUGACGAAAUAGAUUCACUUUGUGGCCAACGGGGUGAAUGUAAUGAGAGUGAAGCAUCUCGUCGCAUCAAAACAGAACUUCUUGUGCAGAUGCAGGGUAUAGGGAAUGAUGAUCAGAAGGUUCUUGUUCUUGCAGCCACAAAUACUCCCUAUGCACUGGAUCAGGCUAUCCGGCGGCGUUUUGACAAGAGAAUAUACAUUCCUCUCCCAGAUUUGAAGGCAAGGCAACACAUGUUUAAGGUGCAUCUUGGAGAUACUCCUCAUGAUUUAACUGAAAGAGAUUUUGAAAAGUUGGCUCGAAAAACAGAAGGUUUUUCAGGUUCAGAUAUUUCUGUUUGUGUUAAAGAUGUGCUCUUUGAACCUGUUCGUAAAACCCGGGAUGCGGAAUAUUUCAUUAAAUCCUCUGAUGGCAUGUGGGUUCCUUGUGAACUACAACGAGGAGCUGUCAAGACUACACUACAAGAACUUGAUGCACAAGGACUUGCUUCAAAGGUCCUUCCACCACCCAUCACAAGAGCAGAUUUCAACAAAGUGCUUGCACGGCAGAAGCCAACAGUGAGUAAAGCUGAUCUUGAGGUGCAUGAGAGAUUCACAAAGGAGUUUGGAGAAGAGGGCUGAUGACUUUGAUGAAGUGGAAGCAGAGCUUUGAUUAAUUCAUAAAUACAAGUUAUACAUAGUUUAGUUGAAUUAUUAUCCAUCUCUGGUGGCUCAUGUUUAGAGACAAGUGUUCCUUUGUGCUCUCCUCAAUCAGUUAGGCAAUAUUUUGAAAAGAAAAGAGGCUGCAAGGUGAACCAGACUGAAUGACUGAUCAAUGCAUGUAAUGUUCAAUGGUAAAUGUAUAUAUACAAUAUAAGCAUUGUUUGCUA
Populus nigra (black poplar) is the source of this 1831-nucleotide messenger RNA. Its product is annotated as protein SUPPRESSOR OF K(+) TRANSPORT GROWTH DEFECT 1-like. The coding region runs from base 279 to 1583 and encodes 434 amino acids. NCBI's taxonomy places the organism in Eukaryota, Viridiplantae, Streptophyta, Magnoliopsida, Malpighiales, Salicaceae. The transcript is spliced from 10 exons. The record is from RefSeq and is a predicted model, not a curated record. Gene Ontology annotation, molecular function: ATP hydrolysis activity; ATP binding. Gene Ontology annotation, biological process: vacuole organization; endosomal transport.